Molecule: messenger RNA, 11109 nt
Organism: Ruditapes philippinarum (Manila clam)
Lineage: Eukaryota; Metazoa; Mollusca; Bivalvia; Venerida; Veneridae
Exons: 19
Coding region: 78-6011 (1977 amino acids)
Biological process (GO): negative regulation of gene expression
Cellular component (GO): cytoplasm; nucleus
Molecular function (GO): transcription corepressor activity
Source: RefSeq, a predicted model, not a curated record
UGAUAGAUUUGUUGAAUCUUAAACCAAAAGGUGCAGAAAAAGUAGCUUACUAUCAGGAGCAUGUUAUCAGGUAUUUCAUGGCUUCUAGACUUGAGAGAGAAGUAAAGAAGCCCUUUCCAUCGAUAGAAGUGAAGUAUAACAUACAGUCUAAAUCAGUAACAAUUUCUUCAGAGAUAAAAAGUGAUGUGGAAGAUGCUAAAAAAGAGUUUGAUGCCUAUGACAAAAAAGUACACAAAGUGGAACUUAGAGAUUUGUCAGAAGGAAUGAAGGACCUGUUAUUAAGACAGCACAUCAGCGAGUAUGUAGCCAAUACAUUUAAAUUGCGUUAUCUUCUUUUUAUGCGGGAAGAAGAUGGUAAGUUUGUAUGUGUUGGUCAGUAUCUUGGUGAUGGAAAGAAACUUGUAGAAAUAAUGAAAAAAUGUAUCCUAUCUACAUCAAUCUGGAAAAAUUUUCUUCAAAUGGACUAUGGAAGAGACCUUCUUAAUAAGUUUGCAGACAGCAUUGUUCAGGAAAAUGACAGUAGAAAGAAUAUAAGCCACAUAUGUCAUACAGCAGAUUUACAGGAUGAAAUAAACUCAUUUAUUGAAAAAUGUAUAAUGCGUGAUUAUUACAGGAAAAAAUGCAAUCCAGCAACAUCAGAAUUUUUGCAGAUUCCAAACUGGUCAAUUGUCAGUAAAGUUGAGGAAAAAUAUAAUAUGAAAAUAGGUUUUGAGAUGGAACAUAUUGUGUUUUAUGGGGAUUAUAGCCUUGGAGAGCAAGCAUCCAAAGAAUUGGAAAGAAACAUUCCACAUGAUGAGAUUAUUUUAAGGAAUGCAGACAGAUAUAAGAGUCUUCUAGAGUCAGAAGAAGGGCAGAAAACCAUGAAUGAAAUUUCAAAGGGAAAAAAUUGCUGUUGGACCAUGACUUGUCAGACAGACAGCAAAGCAGGAAAACUUGUCAAAGUUAUGAUGAAUGGGAUCAAUCAUUUUGUCUCAUGGGUUCCAUCAGGUGGUAAUAGUACUAUUUCUCUUGUCGAGGCUGACUUUACCAAGGCUGAGUUUGAUGUCCUAGUAAUUCCUGUUGAUGAUAAAUUGUGUGGGGAAAGUAUAUUGAAAAGAGAUGGAAUCAUUGAAAAUUAUGGCUCUUUGUUGGAUAAAGGUGUGACCGAAUCUUUGCAGAUUGGUGUCUGCGAAUAUUUUGAAAACUGCAAAGUAUUUGCGUGUAAAACCCUAGUUCUUAUUCCUUCAUAUAGGGUAUGUACUUCAAAUCAAAAACAGUCUCUUGAAAUAAUGGCAGCCAAGAACUUUAAGAAAGUGAUCUCUGAAGUAUGUUCAAAUUCAUUUUUAAAGAAUCAGAGGAGGAUUGGGUUUGCUAUGCCCACAUUCAGUCAAAGAUUCUGUAAAAAUGUAGCAUCUGCAUUUUCUAGUGCAGUCACAUUAUCCACUGAAAACAAGGAGGAAGCUUAUCUGUAUAUAUGUACACAAGAGGAAGCUGAGUCAGUUAUUGAAGUUGUUGAUAAAGAAAUCAGUGAAGUCCUUGUUACCAAACAUACAAGAAGGAUGGUAACAAGUGCUUAUAAAGGUUUAUUCACCAUACCAGCAACAUCUGUUAAAGUAGAGAACAAAUCAAUAUUUGAUGUAAAGGCUCAAUGUCUAGUUGUAUUGACUUCUAAGGACCUAAACCUUGAUCAAGGUACUUUGUCAAAAAUGGUUUUGGAAGAAGGUGGUGCUGGUUUGGAAAAAGAAAUAAGAGAUAGGUGCAUGAAAACACUAGGAAAUGGACAAUUCAUUACAACAAGCCCAGGAAAUCUCCAGAGCAAAGGAGUGAAAAGGCUGAUAUUUGGUCAUUUAACAAAGUGGUCUAACAGAAAAGAAAGAUUAAAGGUUUUGCAGCAGUUUGUUGAAGACUGUCUGAUAGAAGCUGAUGAACAGGAUUGUAAGUCAAUUGCUUUCCCUGCACUUGGUACUGGUAAUUUGAGAUAUCCUCCAAGAGAUGUAGCUGCUGCAAUGUUAGAUGGAAUUGAGAGUUAUAUUGAAGAAUCCAUGAGUGGAAAAGUUAAAAAUGUGUAUAUAUCUACAACAGAUGAUGCAAUGUAUCAGAUCCUGGAUAUGGAACAAAAGAUCAGAGAUGACCAAAAUACUAGAGGUGAUGGGGACAUAGCAAAUGAUGCAGAAAUUUUGACUUCAAAUGAUAGCAGAAUAAACUACACUGUUGUUAUGGAGCGUUAUCUUCAGACCAACCCUUCAGGAAAAUUUGUGAAAGUUAAAUUGAUGCCUGAGAUAGAAGCUGGAAGUAUAGAUUGUCCAACACAGUGGCUAUUACUAAUUGGAUGUGGUACUUCAAUGAAAGACUUGAAAAAUGCUGUUCUGGAUAUGGUGAAUCAUUGUGAAAAAAUGUUAAUCACAAGUGUUCACGUUUAUUGUUCAAAUGAAAUACCAUUAUCCUUUGGGGAUCAGUCAGUGGCUAUUAUUGACGAAGUUUUCAAAAACAUUACAGCAGACAAAUAUCCAGACCGCAUCUACAAUUAUUUAUCAAAUGUAACUAUUGUGGUCGAUGAUGAAGAUGGUUUCUCCAAUAUAGAAACAAGACUUUCACAAAAAAGUUUUUUUACAUCCAUUUUUGGAGCUCCCAGAGAAUGGAGAAAAGAAACACAGUCAAGACCACAAAGUUCUAUAAGGAUCAAAUUAGUUGGUGAGCAAGUGAAAGAUGUGAAAGCAGUUAAAAAGGCAAUUGAAGACUUUAUCUUUAGGAGUGAUUUGCAACAGCCAAAUGUUGCUAAACAGAUGACAGUAAAGGAUGAGAAAAAUCAGCACUUUACUUCAGAAUCCAAAUCUGGUUUAAAGUCAAAGUUUAUGAAAGAUGCUAAGCAAAAUAAAAUAACAGAAGUCAAUGAUGAUGGAAGUGACAUGACCCAAGAGACAGAAGACACUGAGAUAGAAAUUGAAGGUGAAAAGAAAACUCCAGAGACUGAAGAAUUACUACAGAAAGAUGAUACAGUUAAACCAGACUCUAGCUCACAUUCUUCAGAAUCCAUUGUAGAGACCAUUUCAUGUGAAGACCUGGAUGAACAAAUUAGAGAGUGGGAAAAUUCUUCAACUUCUUCUAUGACCAGUAUAACACAUAUUCCAGAUGAUAAGGAAAAAAAUAUUAAAUUAGACACAGUUUCUGAAGAAAUAGGUGUAUGUCCUUUACAAGGGACUGAUUGUGUAUCUGGUCGUACAGUUGACAAUGCUGCUUAUAUACCUGAAACUCAAAUUGCCAGAGGUGAAGAAGAGAAUAAAGUUCCAGAGACACUGAAUUUCAGCAUAGAGAAAGUUGGUAAUAGAUAUUUACUUAAAUGUAACAAUCUUGUAGUAAAAAUCCCACAGCUGGAAGGAGCUUCAGGUGUGAGUGUUUGGGAAGAUAUUAUCUUGAUUGAUAAUGAGCCUAUAUAUUAUAUUAAAAUAGACAAUGGAAAGGUAAAGAUAUCUAAAAUAGGAGAUGCUGAAUGUGAAAUUAAUAGAAGUGACAACAGCACAAAUUAUUCAGGAAACAAUGAAAGUGGCUUAUAUGUCGCAAGUCAGCAGCCUCAAAAUGUUGAAGAAGAAUCAGACAUGAAAAAAGUAAGGGGAGCAACUCCAGAUAUGCAGAAUGUUUUGAAUCCACCACAAGAGAAUGAAACAAAACCAUUGAACCAUCAAGAUACAGUGGCUGAUGUCAAACAUACUGGCUCAUUUGAUGCUGAUGUAAUGAAAGAAGGAGGGAAAACAGCCUUUGAUAUUACAAGAGAACAACAGCAAUCAUUAGAUGAAGCAGUGUCUAAAGAAGAAAAACCACCUAUACCAGCCCCUAGAUCUAAAAAUAAAGAUGCUGAAAAGUUCGAAAAUAUGUCAAAGUCAGAGUUGACAUUCAAGGGAUAUGAUGGAAAGAAGGCUAAAGAUUUACAACCAGAAGACAAGGAUGAACUGAAGAAAAUUCAUGUAAAUGUUGAUGAAGUCUCUGGAAAAAUUGAAACAUUGACAACUUAUCAACUCAAGUAUGCAAAGACAAUACUCGCAAAAUAUGAUGAAGAGGAUAAUACACAGGAAGGUAUAAAUGACAAUGAACUGGUUGCAAUCGACAACAACAUUGAAAUGGAAGCUACUGAAGAUGUUUGGAAUAUUGUAAGGGAAAUAUGUAAAAAGGACAUAAUUUCUUUUGAGAAAAAAUGUAGACCUGUUAAAUUUGAAAAUUCAAAGAUUGUAAUACCAGCUCAUGACAGUGAUGUUGCUAAAAGUGAGGUACACAAACUGACAAUAAGUAUACAAGAAAUGAUGAAUAAAGAAAUUUCAGAAAUUUUGAUAGAUUCAGAGAGAGUAAUGAAGCCAGAUGUGCCUGGCUUCUGUAAAAGAGUUGAGGAAUCAUUGGGAUAUGAAUGUUGUGUUUGGAAUCAAGACAAAAAUAAAGUAUAUGCUUAUGAUGAUACAUAUGAUAAGGUCAUGAAGGUUAAGCACCAUUUUAAUAUCACAUCUGGCCAAAUAAAACAUACAGGACAAAAUCGACGUAAAAACAGAGGAGCAGUUAAUACUCAAAGCAAUAAUGAUACUGCUUCGGAUGAAAUAAAAUCAGACAUCAGAUUUGAACAUUCUUUUAGGAAAACAAGUGCUUAUCAUAGUGAUAAAGAGCAAUGCUAUAAAUUUGGCAACACACUGGUAAAAGUGUAUAGAGGGGAUAUUUUAAACCUCACUGUUGAUUGUAUUGUAAAUGCAGCAAACAAACACCUAUCACAUGGUGCAGGUGUAGCCGCUGUGAUAGCAAGAACAGCAGGAUAUAGCCUAACAAAGGAAGGGGAUGAUUAUAUUGCUCAGCAUGGUGACAUUCCAGUUGGUCAUGCUAUUGCAACAACUGCUGGAAAUCUCCAUUAUAAAUGUGUGAUUAAUACAGUCGGUCCUAAUUGGUAUGAUUAUGGAAGACACUCUCGUGAUGAUGUUCAAAGAUGUAAAGAUGAUCUCUUUAAUGCCAUUUACAACUGUUUUACCAUUGCUGAAGGCAUGGAAUUGAGAAGUAUUGCUUUUCCUGCUAUAAGUUCAGACUUAUUUGGUGUACCUAUGGAGAUAUGUGUUGAACAGUAUGCAAGAGCCACUAUUUCAUAUUGCAAGAAAGCUGUUGGUAAACCUAAUACACUCUCUGAAAUACACUUCAUCGACAUAAAGCCUGAAACUGUUAAAAGAAUUCAGGAGGCUUUCCAAGCUAAACAGAGAGAAGGAGCAUCAGUGGAGAUUACUAGAGGAGCAGAUUCAGAAAGUUUUAGAGCUACCAGUCUUAAAACAACAGAAAGCUUUGGAGCUACUAGCCUUAAAACAGCAGUUAGCAAAAGUUCACAAAAGUUACCAGAGCCACUUGCAUAUGAAGAAGGUUGGAAACGUAAUGCUUUUUGUUUCAUUGAGUCAGAAAAGCUAAAUAUUUACUGUGUGCAAGACAUAUUUUCUGUGAAAGCUAAUGGAAUAGUUGUAUCAGUAAAUGAAAAAGGGAAAUUUGGUGCUAUUGGACAAGCAAUUCUCAACAAAAUACCAAAGUCUUACUUACCUAGUUUCAAUGGUGACUUUGAAAGAAAAGCAAGUAAAGGUACCAAGACAGGAGAUGUUAUAGUAAAUGGUGGAUACAGUUGUGGUUAUCCAGCAGUACUUCUUGUUGUAUAUCCAUAUGAAGCUAGACGUAAACCACAAGAUGAAAGACAAGCUGAUCUGGAAAGGGCAUAUAAAAAUGUAUUGUUGGCAGCAAGAGAUCAACAGAUACACACAGUUGUUACAACAUUGUUUGGAAUAGAAUCAAACAUUGAUAAAGAAGUCAAAUUUGCUGCAAAUGGUUUCUUGGAGAGCUAUCUAGAAUAUUGUAAGCAAAAACUGAUUGAAAAGAAGUCAUUUCAACAGGAAGUGACAAUUGUUUGCCAGACAGAGCAUGCUCAUAGCCUUGUAUGUGAAGUUUUUAUGAAAUAUGUUCAAGACCAAAAAGACAAGGAAAUGGACAAAAAAAAACUCAGAAUACCCUCAGGAAGGAAUGAGUUAUGCCUUUGAUACUGGAAAACAAAUGACAAUUUCCAAAAGAAUUGCUGGUGCCUCAUAUCAAUGAAAGAGCUUGACACUGUCACACAAAUUGGACGUUUAAAAGCGCUGUGCCUGACAAAUUGGCUGUUACUUGUCACUUGUACCAGGAGGAAGAAAUUGAACUUUACAAAUCCAAUUUCAGAUAUUGCAAGACUUUUAAAAAAUCUACACAAUGGGAGAAAAGGGCAUUGUGUAUAUCUUCAGACAGUGUGUAGCUUCUCACACUUCUGACAGUCAAGAUCUAAAUGUCUUAAAUACCCUUUGGAACAUUGUCAAUAAUGUUUUAUAGUGAUUGAAAUUACCUACCAAUUACUUAAAAUUAUUUUAAAAUGAAGAGGUCCUUAUGCUGUACUCUACCUUUUAAUGUUCCCCGGAAAAAACUUUUUUAAACCAUAUUGUCUCUGUUCUACGCUUUGUCCUUCUUUAAUUAUGUUUUACUUUUCGUACAUAUUUCCUAGCAACUUCAUUAUAGUUACUAAAGUGCAGAGUUGGGAAGCAUUCAUUGCCAUUUUGCAGAAUGUCUUUGAAUUAUUCCAGGAAUUUAGGUAAAAUACUGCUAUAUUCUGAUGUGAUUUUGGACUGAAAAAGGCCUUUUGCAUAGCAGUAUUAUUUUCAUAGAACAGAUAGGUAAUAUUGUUGAGAAUUUUGGACUAAUAUAAUGACAAGUCAUAAUGCAACUAAAAGUACAAAACUAGAUGUGAUUUCAUAAAUGAUUUCUCACAAUUAUCUUUUACAUUUUGAAAAGAAUUUUAAAGGAACUGACCCACCAAAAAUCUAGCAUUGUAUCAGGAGAUGAACUCUUUGUUUAAUAUGUUUUAUUUUAGUUCAGUCUGGCAAUAGAACUGAUUUGAUCCAUUUUUCUGUUUCUUUUGGUAAAUAAUGUAAACUUUAUAUACAGUAUAUUUAUAUAUUUAUUGUUCAUACUUUUAUAGUACGUAAUAAUUUUAUAUUAUAAAUUAUAUAAAAUUAUUAUAAAAAUUGUUUUAUAAGUAAUUUUUUUAUAUACAUGUAUAUAUUAUAAGUUGCUGUAAAUUUGUUUUUAAAUAUAUUGUUAUAAUAUACUGUAUAAUAAUUAAAUAUUUUUUGUGUGUAUAAUUUUUGUAUGUAUAAUUAUGUAUAAUUUGUUAUUAUCCCCCGCUGAUGGAAUCAGGAGGGGGAUAUAGUUUUGGCGUUGUCUGUCCGUCCGUCCAUCCAUCCGUCCGCAUUUCGUUUCCGGAGUAGUUCUCUGCAACUACUGGCUGGAAUUCAACGAAACUUUAUGGGAAUUAUCAAUAUCAAGAGGAGAUGCGCAUAUCGUCGGCUUGUUUUGGUCCGACCCUUUAACUCAGAGUUAUGGCCCUUGAUUAGUUAUGUAGUAUGCAUAUAGAGUAAAAAUCGUUUUCGGAGUAGUUCUCUGCAACUACUGGCUGGAAUUCAACGAAACUUUAUGGGAAUCAUCAAUAUCAAGAGGAGAUGCGCAUAUCAUCGGCUUGUUCCGGUAAGACACUUUAACUCAGAGUUAUGGCCCUUGAUUAGUUAUGCAGUAUCCAUAUAGAAAAAUAUUUGUUUCCUCGCUACUUCUCUGCUACUACUGGCUGGAAUUCAAUGAAACUUUAUGGGAUACUAAGAGGAGAUAUGCAUAAAGUCGCCUUGUUCCAGUCAGAUACUUAUAACUCAGAUUUAUGGCCCUUGAUUAGUUAUGUAGUAUGCAUACAUCUCAUUGGCAUUUCCAGAUUUUACUAUUUAACACAAAGUUAUGGCUCUGUUAUUGCCCUGAAUAUUUAUCAAGUUCAAAGAAUAUUACUGUUUAUGCUAUGAUUAAUAUAUAAAUAAAGCCUUAUGUCUUCAGUUGUUGUGUUAAUAAUAACCAGUACUCGGCGGGGGAUAUAAAUUCAACGAAUUUGCUUGUUUAUUAAAUAUUUUAUUAUAGUUUUAAAAAAUAACUUAACUGUACAUUUUAAACUUUAAAAAUUUGUAAUAGUUUUUAUCCCCCGCCGAUGGAAUCGGGAGGGGGAUAUAGUUUUGGCGUUGUCCGUCCGUCCAUCCUUCCAUCCGUCGGUCCGAAUUUCGUUUCCGGAGUAGUUCUCUGCAACUAAUGGCAGGAAUUCAACGAAACUUUAUGGGAAUCAUCAAUAUCAAGAGGAGAUGCGCAUCUGACCGUCCGUUCGUCCGUCCAUCCGUCCGAAUUUCGUUUCCGGAGUAGUUCUCUGCAACUACUGGCUGGAAUUCAACGAAACUUUAUGGGAAUCAUCAAUAUCAAGAGGAGAUGCGCAUAUCGUCGGCUUGUUCCGGUCAGACACUUAAACUCAGAGUUAUUGCCCUUGAUUAGUUAUGUAUUAUGCAUAUAGAGUAAAAAUCGUUUCCGCGCUACUUCUCUGCAACUACUGCCUGGAAUUCAAAGAAACUUUAUGGGAAUCAUCAAUACCAAGAGGAGAUGCGCAUAUCAUCGGCUUGUUCCGGUCAGACACUUUAACUCAGAGUUAUGGCCCUUGAUAAGUUAUGCAGUAUGCAUAUGGAGUAAAAAUCGUUUCCGCGCUACUUCUCUGCAACUACUGGCUGGAAUUCAUCGAAACUUUAUGGGAACCUUCAAUACCAAGAGGAGAUGCGCAUGUCGUCGGCUUGUUCGGGUCAAACACUUUAACUCAGAGUUAUGGCCCUUGAUUAGUUAUGCAAUAUGCAUAUGGAGAAAAAUCAUUUCCGGAGUAGUUCUCUGCAACUACUGGCUGGAAUUCAACCAAACUUUAUGGGAAUCAUCAAUAUCAAGAGGAGAUGCGCAUAUCGUCAGCUUGUUCCGGUCAGACCCUUUAACUCAGAGUUAUGGCCCUUGAUUAGUUAUGUAGUAUGCAUAUAGAGUAAAAAUCGUUUCCGCACUACUUCUCUGCAACUACUGGCUGGAAUUCAACAAAACUUUAUGGGAACCUUCAAUACCAAGAGGAGAUGCGCAUAUCAUCGGCUUGUUCCGGUCAGACACUUAAACUCAGAUUUAUGGCCCUUGAUUAGUUAUGCAGUAUCCAUAUGUAAAAUAUUUGUUUCCUCGCUACUUCUCUGCUACCACCGGCUGGAAUUCAAUGAAACUUUAUGGGAUACUAAGAGGAGAUGUUCAUAUAGUCGCCUUGUUCCAGUCAGAUACUUAUAACUCAGAUUUAUGGCCCUUGAUUAGUUAUGUAGUAUGCAUACAUCUCAUUGGCAUUUCCAGAUUUUACUAUUUAACACAAAGUUAUGGCUCUGUUAUUUCCCUGAAUAUUUAUCAAGUUCAAAGAAUAUUACUGUUUAUGCCAUGAUUAAUAUAUAAAUAAAGCCUUAUGUCUUCAGUUGUUGUGUUAAUAAUAACCAGUCAUUGGCGGGGGAUAUAAAUUCAACAAAUUCGCUUGUUUAAUUUAAUUUUGUAAUAUUUUUACAUAACUGUUUAGCAUACCUGUCACAAAGUGACAGGGUGAGCUUUUGUGAUCGCUUUUCGUCCGGCGUCCGUCAGUAAACUUUUGCUUUAAAUGACAUCUCCUCAUAAACCACUAAGCCAAUUUCAUCCAAACUUCACAGGAAUGUUCCUUUGGUGGUCACCUUUAAAAAUUGUUCAAAGAAUUUAAUUCCAUGCAGAACUCUGGUUGCCAUGGCAACCGAAAGAAAAAUCUUUAAAUAUCUUCUUUUAAACAACCCUAAGAGCUAGAGCUUAGAUAUUUGGCAUGAAACAUCUUCUAGUGAGUGUCUACCAAAUUUUUUCAAAUAAAAGUGCUGGGGUCAAAAUUGGCCCGCCCCAGGGGGUCAUUGAUUAUCCCUAUAUACAUACAAUGUAUAGUAAAAACUUAAAAAAUCUUCUUUUAAAGAACCUAAAGAGCUAGAGCUAAGAUAUUUAGCAUGAAACAUCUUGUAAUGAGUGUCUACCAAGUUUGUUCAAAUAAAAGCCCCGGGGUCAAAAUUGGCCCUGCCCCAGGGGGUCAUUGAUUUUCCCUAUAUCCAUAUAGUAACUUAAAAAGUCUUCUUUUAGAGAACCCAAAUAGCUAGAGUUUAGGUAUUAAGCAUGAAACAUCUUUUAGUGAGUGUCUACAAAGUUUGUUCAAAUAAAAGCCCUGGGAUCAAAUUGGCCCCGCCCCGGGGGUCAUUGAUUUUCCUUAUAUGUGUAUAGCAAAAACUUAAAAAAUCUUCUUUGAAAAAAGCCAAAUAGCUAAAUUUUAGAUAUUAAGCAUGAAACAUCUUCUAAUAAGUGUUUACCAAGUUUGUUCAAAUAAAAGCCCUUGGGUCAAAAUUGGCCCCGCCCGAGGGGUCUUUGAUUUUCCCUAUAUGCAUAUUAUAAAAACUUAAAAAAAAUUCUUUUAAAGAACCCAAAGAGCUAGAGCUUAGCUAUUUAGCAUGAAACAUCUUCUAAUGGCUGUCUACCAAGUUUUUUCAAAUAAAAGCCCAGGGGUCAAAAUUGGCCCCGCCCAAGGGGGUCAUAAUUUUCCCUAUAUGCAUAUAGUAAAAACUUAAAAAAUCUUCUUUUAAAGAACUCAAAGAGCUAGAGCUAAGCUAUUUAGCAUGAAACAUGUUCUAAUUCGUGUCAACCAACUUUGUUAAAAAAAAAGCCCUGGGGUCAAAAUUGGCCCCACCCCGGGGGUCAUUGAUUUUCCUUAUAUGUAUAUAGCAAAAACUUAAAGAAUCUUCUUUAGAAAAAACCCAAAUAGCUGGAGUUAAGAUAUUAAGCAUGAAACAUCUUUUAGUGAGUGUCCACAAAGUUUGUUCAAAUAAAAGCCCUGGAGUCAAAAUUGGCCCCGCCCCGGGUGUUAUUGAUUUUCCUUAUAUUUGUAUAGCAAAAACUUAAAAAUCUUCUUUGAAAAAACCCAAAUAGCUAGAGUUUAGAUAUUAAGCAUGAAACAUCUUCUAGUAAUUGUCUCAAAGUUUGUUCAAAUAAAAGCACUGGGGUCAAAAUUGGCCUUUAAGUAAAGAGUUGCAUGGUACCAGUAAUAAGUAGUGGACUUGAUGAGCUGUUGCAUAUUUCUUGAACAAUGUUGACUUCGAAUCCUUGCGAUCAUUAUUGUGCAUGCGAGCAUAAACGAGUAUUAGAUAUGAAUUCCUGAAAAAACAUUUCAUAUAAAUGAAUUAUUUUUUCUCGUUUUGU